AUGGCUCGUUACCUCAGUGUUGCCGCGGCUUUGGCUGCCACAGGCGCCUGUGCCUUCACACCCGAGCUGCUCCUGAGCACCGUCCGCCGCAGUGCUGCUGAUCCCAGCCCUGAUGGCUCGGUUGCCUUGUUCCCGUACACCCAGUACUCCUUCGAGGAGCACGCGAACUCGGCUGGCAUGAACCUCAUCGAUCUCACCACUGGCGAGAUCACUAAUUCAGGUCUCAAUGCCAGCGAGAUCAACGAGGUCGCCUGGAUUCCCGGUAGCAAGACGGGCAUCAUCUACAUUAAUGGCACCAACGAGGAGACUCCCGGCGGUGUUACCCUGUGGAUUGGCGACAUCAAGAGCCCCAACAUGAGCACCAUGGUUGCUUCUCUUGAUGCGCCCUACAAUGGACUCAAGGUUUCCAAGACUCCUACCGGAGACAUGCACUUCUUGGUCAACUGCAUGGCCUACCCCAACGGCACUGCAGUCAACCCGGAGACUGAAGUCACCCCUCACUCAACCGCACGCUACUACUCAGAUAUCUACGUGCGUCACUGGGACACUUGGCUGACGAAGAACCGCUACAACGUCUUCGCUGGAACUCUCUCGGCGAACAGCAGCUAUGCGCUUUCUGGCGCUGGUAUGCGUAACCUACAGCACGGAAUCAACUUCACCGCUACUCAGCCUGAGACCCCCAUUCAGCCAUUCGGCGACAUGAGCGACUACGACCUCAGCCCUGACGGCUCCAUGUACGCUUUCGUCAGCAAGGCUCCCGAGCUGAACAAGGCCAACUACACAGCCUCAUACGCCUACCUCGGUGCUUUUGCUUCUUCCGAGCCACCGGUCGCUUUCAACGGCCCCGACUCCGAGGCGUACAAGGCUGGCCACAAGGGCGCAUCCAGCUUGCCCUCUUUCUCCAGCAACAGCUGUAAGUUCGCGUACGUCCAGCAAGAUGAAGACUACUACGAGUCAGACCGAUUCCAGCUCUACACUGUUGACGUGGCUGUCGAGGGUACUGGUGUUGCUGUCAGCAACUGGAAGGCACUCAGCACUGGUUUCGACCGCUGGGUUCAAGGACCCCUUACUUGGGCCGCUGACGACUCUUCCAUUUACGUCACCGCCGAUGACUACGCCCGCGUCAAGAUCUUCAACUUCCCCGUGGAUGCCGAUGAGAGCUUCGUCCCCGAGCCUAUGACUUCCAACACGUCCGUUUCGACCUUCGCGCUCCUCCCUGACGGCUCCCUGUUUGUUGCCGCUACCGCCAUCUGGACCCCCAGUGAGUGGUACAUCCUCAAGGAUGGCGUCAAGAACACCCUCUUCGACGCGUCUCAGGUCGACCCCAAUCUCGCUGGUCUCGGCUCGCACACUGUCUCUGAGAUCUUCUUUAACGGCUCCAACCCCGAGCUCAAGCAGCAGCUUCAGGCCUACGUUGUCAAGCCCAGCUACUACCAGGAAAACGUGACCUACCCGCUCGCUUUCUACAUCCACGGCGGUCCCCAGGGUAACUGGGGUAACAGCUGGUCCAACCGCUGGAACCCUCAGGUCUGGGCUGACCAGGGUUACAUUAUCGUAGCUCCCAACCCAACCGGCUCCACUAGCUUCGGACAGUUCCUCACCGACUCUAUCCAGGGCCAAUGGGGCAGCUGGCCAUACCAAGACCUGGUCAACGCCUGGAACUACGUCAACACCAGCAUGCCCUGGAUCGACACCAAGAACGGUAUUGCCGCCGGUGCUUCCUACGGUGGUUACAUGACCAACUGGAUUCAAGCUAACGACCUCGGCAACGAGUUCAAGUGCCUCGUCACCCACGACGGUAUCUCCAACACCGAAGGCGCCUGGGCUUCCGAGGAACUCUGGUUCAUCCGCCACGACUACGACGGCAACAUUUGGGACUCACCCGCCUACCGCGAGUGGAACCCCCAGAACCACAUUGCCAACUUCUCUACCCCCCAGUUCGUCAUCCACAACACCAAGGACUACCGUCUCCCCGAGAGCGACGGUCUCAGUCUGUUCAACAUCCUCCAGGCACGUGGCAUCCCCAGCAGGUUCCUCAACUUCCCCGACGAGAACCACUGGGUGCUCAAGCAGGAGAACAGCUUGGUUUGGCACACGGAGAUUUUCAACUGGAUCAACCACUGGUCCAAGGGUUAUGAGCCCGGUUGCUCGGUGCUCUACGGUUCGGCGACCCACCAGAUCAAGGUGAUCUGA
Pyrenophora tritici-repentis Pt-1C-BFP is the source of this 2193-nucleotide messenger RNA. RefSeq names its product DAP2, Dipeptidyl aminopeptidase-acylaminoacyl-peptidase. Gene Ontology annotation, molecular function: serine-type endopeptidase activity. NCBI's taxonomy places the organism in Eukaryota, Fungi, Ascomycota, Dothideomycetes, Pleosporales, Pleosporaceae. Gene Ontology annotation, biological process: proteolysis. The record is from RefSeq and is a predicted model, not a curated record.